AUGGAGGGCAAGAUUGCACCGAGAGAUAAGCCAAGAUUUGCAGGAAGUUCUCAAACACAGGUCACACAGGUCACCGGAAUCCUCUUGAGGGAUUUCACAUCAUCCUUCAUGCAGCAACAACAGAACAAGAAAGAGAACAACAACGACAAUACCAACAACAACAACAAGAAGUGGAAAAACAACGACAAUAGCAAUAACAACAGAACAAGAAGGAGAACAACAACGACAAUAGCAAUAACAACAGACAAGAAGGAGAGCAACAACGACAACAACAGAACAAGAAGGAAAACAACAAUGACAACAACAGCAACAACAAAACAAGGAGACCAACAACAACAGCAGCAACAACAGAACAAGGAUGAGAACAACAACGACAAUAGCAAUAACAACAGAAGAAGAAAGAGAACAACAACGACAAUAUCAAUAACAACAAAUAAAAAGGAAAACAACAACUACAACAGCAGCAACAACAGAACAAGGAGAACAGCAACGACAACACCAACAACAACAAAAGAACGACAACAACAACGACAAUACCAACAACAGAACAAGGAGAACAACAACGGCAACAGCAGCAACAACAAAACAAGAAGGAGAACAACAACAACGGCAGCAACAACAGAACAAGAAGGAGAACAACAACAACGGCAACAGCAAGACAGUCUGGGCUAG
Messenger RNA from Macrobrachium nipponense, 672 nucleotides. RefSeq lists its product as uncharacterized. The record is from RefSeq and is a predicted model, not a curated record. Lineage: Eukaryota; Metazoa; Arthropoda; Malacostraca; Decapoda; Palaemonidae. The coding region runs from base 1 to 672 and encodes 223 amino acids. The transcript is spliced from 2 exons.